This is a messenger RNA of Sarcophilus harrisii (Tasmanian devil), 2095 nucleotides long. RefSeq names its product C1D nuclear receptor corepressor (gene C1D). Lineage: Eukaryota; Metazoa; Chordata; Mammalia; Dasyuromorphia; Dasyuridae. The coding region runs from base 89 to 517 and encodes 142 amino acids. Gene Ontology annotation, biological process: regulation of gene expression; maturation of 5.8S rRNA. Gene Ontology annotation, cellular component: exosome (RNase complex); nucleolus. The record is from RefSeq and is a predicted model, not a curated record. Gene Ontology annotation, molecular function: RNA binding; DNA binding. The transcript has 5 exons.
CGUCAAUAAGCCUGCGCGACGUGGAACCGACGUCAUCGCGGGCUCGCCGUCGCCGUCGUCCGGAGGAGCGAAUGCCAGACGAGUUAGCAUGGCAGAAGAAGAAAUUAGUGGAGAAGACUAUCCAACAGAAAUUCAUGACUAUCUGUCAACAUUUGAUAAUUCCCUUCGUUCUGUGGAUGAAAUGCUAAAGACUAUGAUGUCAGUUUCUAGAAAUGAGUUAUUACAAAAGUUGGACCCACUUGAACAGGCCAAGUUGGAUUUAGUUUCUGCUUAUACGUUGAAUUCAAUGUUUUGGGUUUACUUGGCCACUCAAGGAGUUAAUCCCAAGGAACAUCCAGUAAAGCAAGAAAUAGAUAGAAUAAGAAUAUAUAUGAACAGAGUCAAAGAAAUUACAGACAAGAAAAUGGCUGCCAAAUUGGAUAAAGGAGCUGCUUCAAGAUUUGUAAGGAAUGCCCUUUGGGAAGCCAAAACAGAAAAAGGAUCAAAGUCUUCAAAUAAAGGAAAAAGGAAAAAGUGAAUUUUUGUUUUUGUUUGGUGAUUAUUUAGAAGUAUUCCAUAUUAACUGUUGGCCUAUCCCUUCAAAAACAGGCAGAAAAUGGAAGAUUUUAUUGAAUUUCAACUAGAUUUAAAUAUUUGUUGGUAUGACAUUUUUCUUGGAUUUGUUUCAUAAUGUGUUCCCUUCAAUAUUUUAAUUGAUUUUUCUAGUUCUUAAAAAUUUUAAAUUUCAUAUCCAUAUUUUGCUAAGUACUAACCUGUAAAUUAUUAUGUUUCAGCUGAGUCUUUUUUGUAAACAUGUUUGUUAUACUGCCCUUAUGAAUUAGAGGAAUUCUGCAAGUGAAAUUCAGUGUUAUUAGUAUAUCUGUUUACAAUAUAUUGUGUUAAAAAAAAGGAUAAAGUGACUAAAUAUUUCUUUAUAGCACAAAUAUUAUCUUUUUUGUUUCUAAAAAUCAUUGAUAAUUUAAAAAUUAAUAAUUGAAAUAUAUUAAAGCUUAAAGGGUCAUAUUUGGCUUACAAUUAUUUGUCUACAAUGUCCAUUUAAAAGUAAAUGAAAAUGUUAUUUAAGAAUUGAGAUUGCAUCCUGAAGGACUAGGUUUUGAGUAAAGAAUCAGAAAUUCUUUUACCGAAAGAAUCCCAGAUAUCAUCUAUUUUCAUCACCCUCCUUUUACUAGUGAAAACUGUAGCCCAGAAGUGUCUUGUUCUCAUUCCCUCAUUCUAAAAGCUAAGGUUGUUAUCUUUAUUGUUUCAAUGACUCUUUUGAAUAGGUUUUUUUCAGUUGAUUCAUAAGAUAGUCAUCCUGUUCAUAGAAAUUGCAUUGUAGAUGUUCCUGUGAAUCAUUAACCAUAAUUAUUUGUUCUUGAUUCAGAAUAUUUAGGCAGCUAUUUAAGCUUUCUCUUUUUAAAGUGCUUUGUCUAUUCUUUCAGUUGUGUUUUCUUAGAUUACAUUAUGAUAAUACUUGCAAGUAUCUGUGUCAAGUAGAAUCUAAACCAGAGAGGUGAAAGCAGCCUUAUAAUUUGUCUCAUUUUGGUGGAACAUUUAUUAGUGAUAGUUCUGUAUUGAACUUUUCAAUAUUUCAUGAACUUUAAGCCCAUGAACUUUGACUGUAUAUUUCCAAUUAAUGCAAAUGUAAAAAAACCCAUGCCAUCAUAUAAAGAUAUGCCAAGAACAGUAAAAUACUUUAAUUUUUGAGAAAGAAGAUGAUAUGAUUUCUGUGUGAUUAAUUCUCCAUAUGUAACCUUGAAUAAAUGGAUUUCUUGAUUUAUAGAAACAGGUAUUGGAAAUGGUCUUAAAAUGUAAUGGAUUUUGUAAAGCAUUUUGGGCUCUUUCUAUGACACGUGAUGAGGAAAGCAUUGAUGGAGGCACAAAUUCUGUUCUGGCUAUAAUGUCAGAUAAUUUGAAGACUGGAAGAACAUUUAUAACUACUGCAUACUCCACUUGCAGCCUCUAAAAUAAAAUUAUUUUCUUUAAUUUUGUGAUAAUUGUUAUUAUCAAAUUAAAUGUAGUCUGUGUUUUUAUGUUGUCUAUAGCUAUUAUGUAAUGGUUAUUUCUGAAUAUUUCCUACUUUUUAAAAUAAAAAUAAAGGAAAUUAUUUGUCAUA